AUGCGGAGCGAGAAGAUCCGGGUCGCGGUGCGGGCGCGACCAAGUACGCAUGGACCGUCCGCCAUCUCGUGGGCCGAUGGCCGCGUCUUCGUCGCAAAUGGCGAUGCAGCUGCGAGCUUUCGCUGCGACCGCUUCCUGGACGCGGCCAUGACCCAGGAGGCUGCCUUUGUCGCAUCGGGUAUGACCACGCUCGUGGAAAGCGCCGUCGACGGGUACGCGUCCACCAUCUUUGCGUACGGCCAGACGGGCGCCGGCAAGUCCCACACGAUCUUUGGGCCCGAGCGGUACCUCGUGCCGCCCACGCACCUGCGCGGGUCGAACCAGGGCUUCUUGCCGCGCAGCGUAGCGCUGCUCAUGGACUGCAUCGCGUCCAAGCUCGGCGAGACCCAGAGUGCAGUGCGCGUGACGUGCGUCGAGAUCUACAACGAGGCUGUUCACGACUUGAUCGCGCCAAGCGCGCGUCCGCUCACGGUGCGCUGGAGCAAAGCCACGGGCUUCUUCCUCGAAGACGCCACCGUCGUGGCUUGCAGUACGUACGAGGAAGUCAUGACCGUUGUGCUUACGGCCGCCGCCAACCGCGUGCACUCGAGCCACCGCCUCAACGACCGGUCCAACCGAAGCCACUGCCUCGUCACGUUGUAUGUCGACAGCGAGACGAACGGCGUGCGCAAGUAUGGCAAGUUGACGAUCGUCGACUUGGCCGGAAGCGAGCGCGCCCAUGACACGGGUGCGGUGGGCACGCAGCUCAAGGAGUCGGGAUACAUCAACAAGAGCCUGUACUGUCUGAGCCAGGUCAUUGGAGCGCUCAAUGCAGCCGCGACCAACAAGACCACGUUCGUGCCGUACCGGGACUCGAAGCUCACGAUGCUGCUCAUCGACAGCCUCGGCGGGCGCAGUCGGACGCUGAUGCUAGCAUGCGUCAAUGCGUCGCCCGACUUUAGCCGCGAGUCGACGCGGACGCUCGAGUUUGCCAUGGGCGUGGCGCGAAUACAGAACGAGCCAACGGUGGCCCUAAGCCCGCAGGACAAGCUCGUCAUGGACCUCCGGGCCCAAAUCAAGCAGCUUCAGCACGAGAACGAGUAUCUUCGGUCGCUCUCCACGCUCUCGCGCUCGGCGUCGACGCCCACGAUCGCACCCAAGCCAGCGUGCGGCGACGACCGCCCAGCGCACGGCAACCAAGCUGACGACGUCGCACGCCAGUCGCUGCCCCACGCGGCAACCACUCGCACGAAGGUUCGCAACCGUAUGGUUCCGAGGUCCGCGGCGCAUGCGUCGUUGCCGUCGCUACAUCGGGCCCCAAUCAGCGCCAAGGCUGCGACUGCCAAGCCACUGGAGUGUGUGCGGAGGAGCCGCAAGCGCGUUUCGCUGCCCGCUCUGGACGUCCGUCUCGAGCCGAUCGCUGCUGCCGCGCCCUGGGACGAUGCGCGGGCCGCGGAUCUGUUUCAGCAGCUCUGCCAGCUGUAG
Messenger RNA from Saprolegnia diclina VS20, 1464 nucleotides. RefSeq lists its product as hypothetical. The coding region runs from base 1 to 1464 and encodes 487 amino acids. The transcript is spliced from 12 exons. NCBI's taxonomy places the organism in Eukaryota, Oomycota, Saprolegniomycetes, Saprolegniales, Saprolegniaceae. Gene Ontology annotation, biological process: mitotic spindle organization; microtubule-based movement. The record is from RefSeq and is a predicted model, not a curated record. Gene Ontology annotation, molecular function: ATP binding; microtubule binding; microtubule motor activity.